This is a messenger RNA of Carica papaya (papaya), 1833 nucleotides long. Its product is annotated as cytochrome P450 81C13-like. Gene Ontology annotation, molecular function: oxidoreductase activity, acting on paired donors, with incorporation or reduction of molecular oxygen; heme binding; iron ion binding. The record is from RefSeq and is a predicted model, not a curated record. NCBI's taxonomy places the organism in Eukaryota, Viridiplantae, Streptophyta, Magnoliopsida, Brassicales, Caricaceae.
ACAAACAAAAAAUAUGGAAGACGCAGAUUCCAGUGUUGAAGAACAAAACCCAAAAAUCAUCUUUACACCAGAAAAUAUUCAUCCAUUUGUAGAUAAGAUAUGAGAAAUUCAGUACUUUUUGUCCAUACUCCGCCAAUUGAAGAUAAGCAACACGUGCUUACCUACUUCAAUUUCGAGACCCGUCAAGAAACAUAAAGGAAAAUUUCUGAAUAAUGGAGUUUGCUCUGGUUGACCAUGGAAAUCUCACCAUAUUUUCUUCCUCUUAUACUCUUCCUUUUCUUCUUAACCAAACUUCUACUGCGCAGAAACCAAAGUCUGCCUCCAUCUCCCCCUGCUCUUCCCAUCAUCGGCCACCUCCAUCUCAUCAACAAACCUCUGCACCAUGCUUUGGAUACAUUUAAAUCCAAGUACGGUCCAAUUCUUUAUCUUCACUUCGGCUCUCUCCCUGUCCUCGUUGUCUCCUCUCCCUCUGCUAUCGAAGAGUGUUUUACCAAAAACGACGUCGUCCUCGCCAACAGGCCUCGAUCUGUCGCCGGAGAUCACCUUAGUUACAAUUACACUGUCUAUGGAUUCGCUCCCUACGGUGACCUCUGGCGGACCCUACGCCGACUGACGGUGCUCCAAGUGUUCUCUUCCAGCAGUCUUCAGAAAUAUUCAAGUGUCCGAGAAGAAGAAGUUGCUAUCCUUUGUCGCAGGCUGUUCAAGAUCUGCUCUAAUGGCGUCCAGAAGGUUGACUUGAAGCGUCUGCUCUGUCUCACGAUUGCGAAUAUCAUGUUGAGAAUAAUUGCAGGGAAGCGCGGGGUUGAAGGAAAGGAGGCGGAGAUGGAGAAGGAAAACCAGUUUCUGGCGGAGUUCAAGGAGAGAUUUUUCCCGAGCAUGUCAAUGGGUGUCUGUGAUUUCAUUCCUUUUCUGAGGUUGAUUGGAUAUAAAGGGUUGGAGAAGAUUGCGAUAAGGAUGCGUAGGUUGAGAGAUGAAUAUAUGCAGAAUCUGAUCGAUGAGAUUCGAUUGAAGGGAAGAAGUUCUUCUUUGAAAGACGAGAUUUCAGUGAUUGAAAUCCUCUUGUCACUUCAAGAUUCUGACCCUGAAUUUUACACAGACGAUAUCAUAAAAAGCGUCUUGCUGAUGCUGUUCAAUGGAGGAACAGACACAUCAGGGAUCACCAUGGAAUGGGCAAUGUCACUGCUUCUAAAUAACCCAGAAGCCAUGAACAAAUUAAGAUCCGAGAUCGACAAAAACGUCGGACAUGGCCGUCUAAUAAACGACUCUGAUCUCCCAAAACUCCAUUACCUCCGAUGUGUUAUACACGAGACUCUUAGAUUAUACCCCGCCACGCCGCUUUUGCUCCCUCACUUGUCAAACGCCGACUGCACAGUCGGCGGCUACGACAUCCCGCGCGGGACGAUGGUGCUGGUGAACAUCUGGUCGCUGCACAGGGACCCGAGUGUUUGGGAGGAACCCAUGAAAUUCAAGCCCGAAAGAUUCGAAGGGAUGUUGGGAGAGCGAGAAGGGUUCAGGUAUGUUCCGUUUGGAGCUGGGAGGAGAGCUUGUCCAGGCGCCGGCAUGGGGAUAAGGACUAUUUCGUUGGCAGUGGGUGGUCUGGUUCAGUGCUUUGAAUGGGGAAAGAUGGGGGAGAGGGAGGUGGAUAUGAGCCAAGCACUUGUUGUUACCAUGUCAAAGGCUAAGCCUUUGGAGGUUUUGUGUAGGCCUCGCCAAGAUUUUAUUCAUAUGCUGUCUCGCCUUUAGAUGCACUAGAACUUACAUGUCUUUACCAACCUCCAAUUUUGGAAAGAGAUGGAAGAAAUAAACAUUCACCCAAUUAAUAAUAGGUUUUUA